AUGGCGGACAAGAAGCGAAGCGAACGUAAGGAAAAGAUCCGACGAUGGCUUCAAUCAAUAGUCGAUAGGUUAAUAAAGGAUUGGAAGCCAGCGCUGUGCCAGUCGUUAUUCACCGAAGCUGAACUCAUUGAACUGUGCUAUCGGGCAAGAGAGACAUUCUGGAGUCAAAAAACAAUGAUUGAGGUAUGA
Cooperia oncophora is the source of this 189-nucleotide messenger RNA. NCBI's taxonomy places the organism in Eukaryota, Metazoa, Nematoda, Chromadorea, Rhabditida, Trichostrongylidae. The record is from the annotation of a GenBank genome assembly.